Molecule: messenger RNA, 2011 nt
Organism: Entelurus aequoreus (snake pipefish)
Lineage: Eukaryota; Metazoa; Chordata; Actinopteri; Syngnathiformes; Syngnathidae
Product: oocyte zinc finger protein XlCOF8.4-like
Exons: 3
Coding region: 1-963 (320 amino acids)
Source: RefSeq, a predicted model, not a curated record
AUGCGUCCAGAACUACACAGAACAGACGUCGAAGAAGAACAUCUUCCUCAUGAGCAGGAAGAAGAGCCACAGCCCCACCCCAUUAAAGAGGAAGAAGAUGUACCACAUUCCCAUCACAUUAAAGAGAGAGGAGAGGAGCCACAGCUCCCCCAUAUUAAAGAGGAACACGAGACACCACAGACCCAUAGUGUUAAACUGACCCUUCACAUUAAAGGUCAAGCGGCGGACCCACUGAUCUUACACAUCACCAAUGAAGAGGAGGACCCACUGACCCCUCACUUUAAGGAGCAAGAGAACCCGCUAACCCCACACAUUAAAGAGGAAAAGGAGGACCCACUGACCCCCUACUUUAAAGAGGAAGAGGAGGACCAAGAGCCGCUGCGUAUUAAAGAGGGAGAGGAGGAACACCGCAUCAGUCAGCCUAAAUGGUUGGAGGAGUUCCCAGUGACUGGUGUCCCUGUGAAGAGUGAAGAUGAGGUUGAAGGUGAAAAUAAGGAGAAGAGAGAGGCGGAGCCUCCAAGCAGCAGCUCAACACAACACAUGCCAACAGAAGCUGAUGGAGACCACUGUGGAGGAUCACAAGCAGACAAGAUCUUAGCUCCAGUAUCAGAUAGUGAGGACACAACGUCAAACUCUCCUGACACUGAUGAUGAAGACUCUAAAGAUGAUAAGACAUGUCACACUGACAACACCCACUUGAAAUGUUCUCACUGUGACAAAACCUUUAAAUACCAUAGUGAUCUGAAAAGACACAUGAGAACACACACUGGGGUAAAACCUUUUACCUGUUCAUUCUGUGGUAAAGGUUUUGUAGCAAGUCGCAAUUUGAAAAGACACAUGAGAACACACACUGGAGAAAAACCUUUCAUCUGUUCACUCUGUGGUAAAGGUUUUGUACAAAGUCACAAUUUGAAAAUACACAUGAGAACACACACUGGUGAAAAACCUGUUAUCUGUUCAUAAUGUGGUAAAGGUUUUACACAAAGUCAACAUUUGAAAGUACACAUUAGAACACACACUGGUGAAAAACCUUUUAUCUGUUCAAUCUGUGGCUCAUCUUUUACAAGGAAGGAAUAUUUGAAAGUGCACAUGAGAACACACACUGGAGAAAAACAUUUUUCCUGUUCAACCUGUGGUAAAGGUUUUACACAAAGUCAAUAUUUGAAAGUACACACGAGAACGCACACUGGUGAAAAAUCACAUUCCUGUUCAAUCUGCAACAGAAGCUUUUGUGACCAAUCAAACCUUGUAAUACACAUGAGAACACACCCAGGAGAGAAAGUGUUGAGUUGCAGUGUGUGUGGUGAAAGAUUCUCUUAUAAGUACCAGUGUAAGAAACACAAGUGCUGGUGAGAACAGCAGCAGCAAAUGAAAUUGCAGGAUUUCAAAUGAACUGUCAAGACUUUAAUUUUGACUUUCUAACAACAUCAGGACAUAUAACAUGUGUGACAUUGUUGUUUGUGUAACAAUCUUUUUCAUAUACUUCUACAUUUAUAGAUUGGAUAGUUUGAAAUAUGGAAGUAUUACAUAUUUGUAUUUCUAAUUCUUAAUAAUCCCAUAGAUUAGCCCCUAUUUAUGAUGUACAUAUUUACUGGUUCACAUCUGAAACCUCUUCUGAAACACUUCAGGAAGCAUAUUAUUAUUCACUUUAUACAUAAUUUGAACAGUUGUCUUUUAUUAACUUUUAAAAUGUGUGACUUUAUGAAUCAUUUGUUGGGUCUCUAUAAUCCAUGUUAUUAAUUAUCUUUAUUACUCUCUUUUGUAAUAUGAUGAUUGUGUUGUGAUUAUUUUAUAUGUAUAUCCCCAGACCUUUAUGCAAUAUAAAAGUGAGAGAAAAUUGCUGAAUUGUUUGUGGAAGGAUUUUUUUUUUUUUUACAAAUUUACAUUUGUGGAUAAAACACAAAUUCCCAUUAUUGGGUUUUAAACAUUUUUAAUGUGUGUUUUCUUUUUAAACAUCCCCAAAACAAUAUCAAUAUCAAUCAAAGUUCGGAGUGUCAGGCAAAAGCCAAUA